Molecule: messenger RNA, 4831 nt
Organism: Taeniopygia guttata (zebra finch)
Lineage: Eukaryota; Metazoa; Chordata; Aves; Passeriformes; Estrildidae
Source: RefSeq, a predicted model, not a curated record
UGUUCUUCGCCCUGUGUGACCCCAGGACAAUAAUUGCCCAGGUGAAGGAGCAGGACCCCAGGACAAUAAUUGCCCAGGUGAAGGAGCAGGACCCCAGGACAAUAACUGUCCAGGUGAAGGAGCAGGGGAGCAGGACAAUAAUUGUUCAAGUGAAGGAGCAGGACCCCAGGACAAUAACUGCCCAGGCCCCGGAAGAUGUAGAGCGGCCAGCGGCGCGCAGCGGGGCCCGGCCUCCCUCACCAUGGCCAAGAGGGGCUCCAGCAGCCGCGCCAGGGGGGACAAGCCCGACGCCCUGGCCGCCCUGCAGGCCGCCAACGAGGAGCUCCGGGCCAAGCUCACCGACAUCCAGAUCGAGCUCCAGCAGGAGAAGAGCAAGGUCAGCAAGUUGGAAAGGGAGAAGAAUCAGGAAGUGAAGCAGAUCAAGGAGCACGAACAGCAUAAAAGCACAGUGGUGGUCACAGAGCUCAAAGUCAAACUUCAUGAAGACAAAAUGAAGGAGCUCCAAGCUGUUCGAGAAACUCUUCUGAGACAGCACGAAGCCGAGCUGCUCAGAGUAAUAAAAAUUAAAGACAAUGAAAUCCAGAGACUCCAGACCCUGCUGAACGCCGUGCGUGAGGGGGGCCCCGACAAGGUGAAAACGGUGCUGCUCACCGAGGCCAAGGAGGAGGCCAAGAAGGGCUUUGAGGUGGAGAAAAUCAAAAUGCAGCAAGAAAUUUCUGAGCUGAAGGGGGCCAAGAAGCAGGUGGAGGAGGCUCUGACAAUGGUGAUCCAGGCUGACAAGAUGAAAGCAGCCGAGAUCAGGAGCGUGUACCACCUGCACCAGGAGGAGAUCACCCGCAUCAAGAGGGAGUGCGAGAGGGAAAUCCGCAGGCUGAUGGAGGAGAUUAAGUUUAAGGACAGAGCAGUCUUCGUGCUGGAGAGAGAGUUAGGGGUGCGAGCCGGGCACGCUCAGAGACUGCAGCUCCAAAAGGAGGCUUUAGAUGAACAACUGUCCCAGCUCAAAGAGUCUGACCGGCAUCUGAGCAGCCCCAAGCGGGAACUUCCUUAUGCAAGUGGUGCAGGAGACGCUUCAGAUCAUUCGGGAAGCCCCGAACAGCAGUUGGAUGAAAAGGACGCCCGGCGCUUCCAGCUGAAAAUCGCGGAGCUGAGCGGGAUCAUCCGCAAGCUGGAGGACAGGAACGCGCUGCUGUCGGAGGAGAGGAACGAGCUGUUGAAGCGUCUCAGAGAAGCAGAAAGUCAGUAUAAGCCCAUUUUGGACAAAAACAAACGCCUCAGUAGGAAGAAUGAGGAGUUGUCACAUGCCUUACGUCGAAUGGAAAAUAAAUUGAAAUUUGUGACACAGGAAAAUAUUGCCAUGAGGCAAAGAACUGGAGUGAUAAGGAGACCAAGCUCCCUAAAUGACCUCGACCACAGCCAGGAAGAAAGGGAAGUGGAUUUCCUGAGACUACAAGUUAUUGAGCAGCAAAACAUCAUUGAUGAGCUCUCCAAGACCCUGGAGACUGCUGGCUAUGUGAAGAGUGUCAUGGAACGUGAUAAGCUGCUAAGGUUCAGGAAGCAGAGGAAAAAAAUGACAAGAAUUCCUAAGAAGCCGGUGGUGGAGACGUUCUAUGGCUACGACGAGGAGGCUUCCCUGGAGUCCGAUGGCUCCUCCAUCUCCUACCAAACCGACCGCACUGACCAGACCCCCUGCACGCCUGAGGACGACCUGGAGGAGGGCAUGGCCAAGGAGGAGACGGAGCUGCGGUUCCGGCAGCUGACGAUGGAGUACCAGGCCCUGCAGCGCGCCUACGCCCUGCUGCAGGAGCAGGUCGGGGGCACCCUGGAUGCAGAACGAGAAGUCAAGACACGUGAGCAGCUCCAAGCAGAAAUACACCGGUCCCAGGCCCAGAUAGAAGACCUGGAGAAGGCUCUGGCAGAGCAGGGACAGGACAUGAAGUGGAUUGAGGAGAAGCAGGCCUUGUACAGACGGAAUCAGGAACUGGUAGAAAAGAUCAGGCAGAUGGAGGCCGAGGAGGCGCGCCUCAAACACGACGUGCAGGACGCGAAGGACCAGAACGAGCUGCUGGAGUUCAGGAUCCUGGAGCUGGAGGAGAGAGAGAGACGCUCCCCGGCCAUCACCUUCCACCACGGCCCCUUCACGGAGGGGAAGAGCCCUCUGCAGGUGUACUGCGAGGCCGAAGGUGUAACAGACAUCGUAGUAGCAGAGCUGAUGAAAAAGUUGGACAUUUUAGGGGAUAACGCCAAUCUGACCAACGAGGAGCAGGUGGUCAUCAUCCAGGCCAGGACCGUGCUGACGCUGGCCGAGAAGUGGCUCCAGCAGAUCGAGGUGACCGAGUCUGCGCUGCAGCAGAAGAUGCUGGACCUGGAGAACGAGAAGGAGCUGUUCAGCAAGCAGAAGGGCUACCUGGACGAUGAGCUGGACUUCAGGAAGCAGUCCCUGGACCAGGCUCACAAGCAAAUUCUGGAAUUAGAAGCCAUGCUCUAUGAUGCCCUGCAGCAAGAAGCUGGAGCCAAAAUUUCCGAACUUCUUUCAGAAGAGGAGAAGGAGAAGCUGAAGAGCGCCGUGGAGCAGUGGAAGCGGCAGGUGAUGAGCGAGCUCCGGGAGAGGGACGCCCAAAUCCUGCGGGAAAGGAUGGAGCUCAUCCAGCACGCCCAGCAGAGAAUUAAAGAGCUAGAAGAAAGAAUUGAAGGCCAAAAAAGACAAAUAAAAGAGUUAGAGGAAAAGCUUUCAUUCUUUGGUCAUAGUCCUUCAGGCCACAUGCACAAGCCCCCUGAGGCCACUGCAGCUGCUCCUGCUGUCCUUGCCGGAGGGACAGUCCUGCUCCCCGAGCCCCUGGCAGAGACUUGGCACUCCCCAGCCCCGGGUCUGCCUGGGUCCCUGCUGCUGGCCAUGGCAGGGGCAGGCUGGGGCACUGCCAGCGGGGCUGAGCCGGGCUGGGAGCGGGUCCCGAGAGCCCCGAGGAGCCUUUGGAGGGGACAGAACUGAGUGACACAGAAGGCAGAAGCUGCUCCUGCCCUGCUGAGCCCCCAGGAGCCUUUGGAGGGGUCAGAACUGAGUGACAGAGGGAGAAAAGCUCUGCUCCUGCCCUGCUGAGCCCCGAGGAGCCUUUGGAGGGGUCAGAACUGAGUGACACAGAAGGCAGAAGCUGCUCCUGCCCUGCUGAGCCCCGAGAGCCUUUGGACAGGACAGAGCUGAGUGACACAGAAGGCAGAAGCUGCUCCUGCCCUGCUGCAGCCCCUCACCGAUCCAGACACGGAAUUGAUCCUGGUUCCCUGCCCAGCAGUUGGCAAAUCCCUUCUCUAGAAGUGCCCGUGUCCUGUUGUCUGCCACACAGUCGUGCUCGUUCCACAGUUCUGCAAAUUCUGUCUCCAAAGAAGAUUUUAGGAAGCGUUCCAGAGGAGUAGCUCGUGAAAAGAUGGAUGUGAGUGAAAAUGAAGUGGUUUGUUCCAAGGUAUUUCUUCGUUGCACAGGCUAUGUCCUGUGUUUGUUGAAUAUCCCACAAGCCCGGUUUUAGGAAAAACAUAAAGCUACAUUCAGGAAAUCAAGCUGCAAUUCUUUUAUUUUGAGUUUUCGGUAUACCAUGAUAAGAAAAAUUAUGCAAUAAUUUAUAAUUGUCUGUCCCUGAACAAUGACAAAAGGCUUAACACUGUCCCAGCAAAACGUUCAACCUGGAAAAGGGUGAAGUAAACCAGAUUAUCCCUGAUCCACAUGCCCUGGGCUGGGAGAGCAGCAAGAGGGAACAGAAGGUGUGCCCUGGAAGAUGCCCUCGCCUCGGGGAAAGGGAGCACAAGUCCCACAGAGCCGAGCCCAGGAGGUGGCACAGGAGCUGAGAGGGAAAAGAAUCCUCCAGAAAAAUGGGUGAAGAGGGGGAAAUCCAGAAGAAAUUCCAGAGUGUGACUGACCACGUUGGAUCCACAGCCAAGCACAGAAAUGCAGGGCUGAGAGGCAAAGCCAGGCAUGAGGAACAAGACCAGGAAUGAGGACCAAGGUCGGGACCAAGGCCAGGGAUGAGGACCAAGGCCAGGACCAAGGCCAGGGAUGAAGAACAAAGCCAGGACCAAGGCCAGGACUGAGAAGCAAGACCAGGGAUGAGGACCAAGGCCAGGAGCAAGGCCAGGAGCGAGGUCCUGCUGGCAGCCAGGGUCCCAUGGUGCCCAUUCCCUGGAAGCACGGGCAGGAAGGGAUCAGAGCUCUGGGCAGGUACCUGUGCCUCUGAAGUUUAUAAAGCUAUGGAGAAAACCCUUUGAUACUGAAAUUCUUCAACCUCUUCCUGCACUUGUACAUCGACCACGUUUUAACCCAGCGCAGGGAGCUCAGCUGCAGGAACAGGAGGAAGGGAGCUGGUCAGAGAAGUGCUGCGGUAUUUGAACCAAAGGGAUGCGAUGUUUUAAGGCCAAGGUUGUGGAUUUUGUUAUCAGCGUGGGAUUCUAUCGUGGAAUUGAUUUAACAAGCUCUGAUUCUACCAAUACCAGUGCUGGGAUUCUGGGAUGAGCUGCAUUUUUGCUUCUGCCUAAAACCGGGUUCAUUUUGAGUUCUACUGAAACACUUCAUGUCUUAAAAUGCUGUAUUCCCUGGAAGCCCUGCAGUGGUGGUUGAGGUGACAAAGGGCACGUUAGGAAGUGGCUCGAGUCCAUCUCAUGGCUCUGCAUUCAGGACGUGCUCUUGCCUGGUGUGUUCGUGUGUCUCAAACACCGGUUCAGUUCUCUGAUCAACGUCCUUGAUCCUGGGGCUUUUAAGUACAAAGCCACUUGUACAGGACAGGUCCGUGUGUAAAUAAGGGAUUCUGCUUACCUAUAUGUCACUAUAAAUAUAUAUGAAGUUUUGUACAUA